Kluyveromyces marxianus DMKU3-1042 is the source of this 384-nucleotide messenger RNA. RefSeq names its product cytochrome c oxidase subunit VIa (gene COX13). Gene Ontology annotation, biological process: mitochondrial electron transport, cytochrome c to oxygen. Gene Ontology annotation, cellular component: mitochondrial inner membrane. The record is from RefSeq and is a predicted model, not a curated record. Lineage: Eukaryota; Fungi; Ascomycota; Saccharomycetes; Saccharomycetales; Saccharomycetaceae. The transcript has a single exon. The coding region runs from base 1 to 384 and encodes 127 amino acids. Gene Ontology annotation, molecular function: enzyme regulator activity.
AUGUUCAGACAAUCUAUCAGAAGAGCCUCUACUUUGCCAAAGCAUGCUUUGGAACCAGCUUUCGGUAAGCCAGAUCUAGCUGCUGCUCAAGCUUACAAGGAGUACAUUAAGAACAGUACUGCCCAUGCUCAACACACUUCCAACUUGUGGGUAAAGAUCUCCCUAUUUGUUGCUGCCCCAGCCAUCGCUUUGACUGCUGUAAACACUUACUUUGUUGAAGCUGAACACGCUAAGCACCGUGAACACUUGAAGCACGUUCCUGAUGAAGACUGGCCAAGAGACUACGAAUUCCAAAACAUCAGAACAAAGCCUUUCUUCUGGGGUGAUGGUGACAAGACUUUGUUCUGGAACCCAGUCAUCAACAGACACAUCUCCCACGAUUAA